Quercus lobata is the source of this 599-nucleotide messenger RNA. RefSeq lists its product as uncharacterized. The coding region runs from base 80 to 430 and encodes 116 amino acids. The record is from RefSeq and is a predicted model, not a curated record. The transcript has 3 exons. Lineage: Eukaryota; Viridiplantae; Streptophyta; Magnoliopsida; Fagales; Fagaceae.
GUAAACAUUGUCGUGUAAUCACAAAAGAAAAAUCUUCAAUUUUUUCUGGCUUUCAUGCUCAGAGAGAGAAAGAGAGAGAAUGGCGAUGGUGUCAUGGAACUUGGGCCUAGGUGCAUCUCAAAAGAGAGAGGUACCCCAACUCCAAGUAUUUUGCAGAAAGAAAGAGAGAAACAGAGAUAACAACCACCCUUAUAAAGUCAUCGAAAUUACGCCUCCGCCCAAGAACCUUGGCAUUCGUUGCUUCCCCUCUAACUUGCAAUGUGGAGAGAGUGUAACAAUAGAAGGCCAAGCCUAUACUAUUUCAGCUGUAACUCAUCGAUACCAGCUUCGAAAGGGCAAGUAUGAACCAAGUGAGAAGAGGCUUGAUGUUUUGUCAACAGGGAGAUACAUCCUGAAUUUGUAUUUAGAAAGUUUACUAGAACAAUCUUGAUGUCUAUUUUAUGAAUAACUUCCAUUAUAUAUAAAAAUUAGGCUUUGUAUAACUAGAUUGUACAGGACCACUCUUUUAAAUUGCAUCUUAAUGCUUUAGUUGUAACAGCUAAAAAACUGUGCAAUGAAGCUUUAAGUUAAUGACUUAAUGCAACACCUUUACUUGUAAA